Hyla sarda is the source of this 6412-nucleotide messenger RNA. Its product is annotated as oocyte zinc finger protein XlCOF6-like. Lineage: Eukaryota; Metazoa; Chordata; Amphibia; Anura; Hylidae. The record is from RefSeq and is a predicted model, not a curated record. The coding region runs from base 35 to 2275 and encodes 746 amino acids. The transcript has 3 exons.
UAUAAGGUGUCAGGACGUGGCGGUCUAUUUCUCCAUGGAGGAGUGGGAGUAUGUAGAAGGACACAAGAAUCAGUACAAGGAUCAGGUCAUGAUGGAGGAUCAGCAGCCCCUCACAUCACCAGUCAGAUCCAGUAAGAGAACUGCACCAGAGAGGUGUCCCUGUCCUCUUGAUGAACAGAAUAUGAAGGACAUUACUACAGGGAAAGAUCUCAUCUAUAUUAAUGCUACAGACAUAAAGGAAGAAGAGACAGAUGUGAGCGGUGAUGAGCAGUAUAAGGAGGACAUUCCUACAGGGAAAGAUCUCUUUUAUAUUAAUGCUACAGACAUAAAGGAAGUAGAAGAAGAGACAGAUGUGAGCGGUGAUGACCAGUAUAAGGAGGUCAUUUCUACAGGAAAAGAUCUGAUCUAUAUUAAUGCUACAGACAUAAAGGAAGAACAAGAGACAGAUGUGAGCGGUGAUGAGCAGUAUAAGGAGAACAUUCCUACUGAGAAAGAUCUGAUCUAUAUUAAUGCUACAGACAUAAAGGAAGAAGAACAAGAGACAGAUGUACGUAGUGAUGAGCAGUAUAAGGAGGACAUUCCUACAGGGAAAGAUGUGAUCUAUAAUAAUGCUACAUACAUAAAAGAAGAAGAAGAAGAGACAGAUGUGAGCGGUAAUGAGCAGUAUAAGGUGGACAUUCCUACAGGGAAAGAUCUGAUCAAUAAUAAUGCUACAGACAUAAAGGAAGAAGAGACAGAUGUGAGCAUUGAUGAGCAGUAUAAGGAGGACAUUUCUACAGAAAAAGAUCUGAUCUAUAAUAAUGCUCCAGACAUAAUAGUAAAAGCAGAAGAGACAGAUGUGAGCGGUGAUGAGCAGUUUAAGGACAUUUCUACAGGUAACCACCCAGAUUCUUGUAGCAGGAGAUCAGAGGAGAAUCUUAUAUCUUCAGAUUAUAAAGCAGAUGAUGAUAUCACACAAGAUACAUAUGAAGAACAUUCCAUUAUCCCAGAUACACCCUCAGCCCUUCACAGCCAAGAUCUCUCAUCUCAUCCUUAUAUACAGGUCCUGUCUUCUCAGUCAUCACAGGAUGUUCAGCAAAAUAAAGGUCACAGAAGGGGUGUUGGACAUCAGAAAGAUUGUGCAAAGGAAAGGCCAUAUUCAUGUUCAGAAUGUGGAAAGUGUUUUACAAAGAAAUCAAAUCUUGUGAGACACAAGAGAAGCUACAAAGGAGAGAAGCCGUUUUCAUGUCCACAAUGUGAGAAAUGUUUUACUGGGAAACAAGGUCUUGUUCGCCAUCAAAGAACUCACACAGGAGAGAAGCCAUUUCCAUGUUCAGAAUGUGGGAAAUGUUUUACUCAGAAAUCAUACCUUGUUGUACAUCAAAGAACUCACACAGGAGAGAAGCCAUUUUCAUGUUCAGAAUGUGGGAAAUGUUUUACUUAUAAAUUAGACCUUGUUGUACAUCAAAGAAAUCACACAGGAGAGAAGCCAUUUUCAUGUUCAGAAUGUGGAAAAUGUUUUGCUUUUAAAUCAUGUCUUGUUGUACAUGAAAGAACUCACACAGGAGAGAAGCCAUUUUCAUGUUCAGAAUGUGGGAAAUGUUUUAAUUAUAAAUCAGGUCUUGUUGUACAUCAAAGAACUCACACAGGAGAGAAGCCAUUUUCAUGUUCAGAGUGUGGGAAAUGUUUUGCUCAGAAAUCAGAUCUUGUUAAACAUCAAAGAACUCACACAGGGGAGAAGCCAUUUCCAUGUUCAGAAUGUGGGAAAUGUUUUACUCAGAAAUCAGACCUUGUUUUACAUCAAAGAACUCACACAGGAGAGAAGCCAUUUUCAUGUUCAGAAUGUGGGAAAUGUUUUGCUCAGAAAUCAGAUCUUAUUAAACAUCAAAGAACUCACACAGGGGAGAAGCCAUUUCCAUGUUCAGAAUGUGUGAAAUGUUUUACUCAGAAAUCAGACCUUGUUUUACAUCAAAGAACUCACACAGGAGAAAAGCCAUUUUCAUGUUCAGAAUGUGGGAAAUGUUUUGCUCAGAAAUCAGACCUUGUUGUACAUAGAAAAACUCACUCAGGAGAGAAACCAUUUUCUUGCGCAGAAUGUGGGAAAUGUUUUGCUCAAAAAUCAAUUCUUGUUAACCAUCAAAUAACUCACACAGGGGAUAAGCCAUUUUUAUGUUCAGAAUGUGGCAAAUGUUUUACUCGCAAAUCAGACCUUGUUGUACAUCGAAAAACUCACACAGGAGAGAAGCCAUUUUCAUGUUCUAACACAGGGGAGAACAUGAAGCAGAGCAAAAAAUAAUGCAAAUAACACAUCUAUAUAUUAACCAUGUACAUAGGAUAGUUGACAAUAAUACAUACUUAUAUAUAUUUAUACAAUAUAUGCUUCAUCUCCAAACUUGAUAUCAAUUUUAAAGAAGUUCUCUAUAUUAUACUGCUCAAAAAAAUAAAGGGAACACUAAGAUAACAGAUCCUAGAUCUGAAUGAAUGAACUUAUUGUAUGAAAUACUUUCGUCUUUACAUCGUUGAAUGCGCUGACAACAAAAUCACACAAAAAAUAUCAAUGGAAAUCAAAUGUAUCAACCCAUGGAGGUCUGGAUAUGGAGUCACACUCAAAAUCACAGUGGAAAACCCCACUACAGGCUGAUCCAACUUUAUGUAAUGUCCUUAAUACAAGUCACAAUGAGGCUCAGUAGUGUGUGUGGCCUCCACGUGCCCGUAUGACCUCUCUACAACACCUGGGCAUGCUCCUAAUGAGGUGGCGGAUGUCCUCCCAGACCUGGACUAAAGCAUCCACCCACUCCUGGACAGUCUGUGGUGGAUGGAGCGAGACGUCCCACAACUGCUCAAUCGGAUUCAGGGGAACGGGCGGCCAGUCCAUAGCAUCAAUGCCUUCCUCUUGUAGAUACUGCUGACACACUCCAGCCACAUGAGGUCUAGCAUUGUUUUGUAUUAGGAGGAAACCAGGGCCAACCGCACCAGCAUAUGGUCUCACAAGGGGUCUGAGGAUCUCAUCUCGGUACCUAAUGGCAGUCAGGCUACCUCUGGCAAGAACAUGGAGGGCUGUGCGGCCACCAAAGAAAUGCCACCCCACACCAUUACUGACCCACCGCCAAACCGGUCAUGCUGGAGGAUGUUGCAGGCAGCAGAAUAUUCUCCACGUCUGUCACAUGUGCUCAGUGUGAACCUGCUUUCAUCUGUGAAGAGCACAGGGCACCAGUGGGGAAUUUGCCAAUCUUGUUGUUCUCUGGCAAAUGCCAAACAUCCUGCACGGUGUUGGGCUGUAAGCAUAACCCCCACCUGUGGACGUCAGGCCCUCAUACCACCCUUAUGUAUCUGUUUCUGACCGAUUGAGUGGACACAUGCACAUUUGUGGCCUGCUGGAGGUCUUUUUGCAGGGCUCUGGCAGUGCUCCUCCUGCUCCUCCUUGCACAAAGGCGGAGGUAGCGGCCAUGCUUCUGGGUUGUUGCCCUCCUACGUCCUCCUCCACAUCUCCUGAUGUACUGGCCUGUCUCCUGGUAGCGCCUCCAUGCUCUGGACACUACACUGACAGACACAGCAAACCUUCUUGCUACAGUUCGCAAUGAUGUGCCAUCCUGGAUGAGCUGCAAUACCUGAGCCACUUGUGUGGGUUGUAGACUCCGUCUCAUGCUACCACUAGAGAGAAAGCACUGCCAGCAUUCAAAAGUGACCAAAACAUCAGCCAGGAAGCAUAUGAACUGAAAAGUGGUCUGUGGUCACCACCUGCAGAACCACUCCUUUAUUGGGGGUGCUAAUUGCCUAUAAUUUCCACCUGUUGUCUGUUCCAUUUGCACAACAGCAUGUGAAAUUAAUUGUCAAUCAGUGUUGCUUCCUGAGUGGACAGUGUGAUUUCACAGAAGUGUCAUUGACUAGGAGUUACAUUGUGUUGUUUAAGUGUUCCCUUUAUUUUUUUGACUUAUAAUAAAUGUAAUAUUGUCCCUGACGUCGUAUAUAGGGAAUGUAACGCGUCAGUGUUGUCCCCGCCCCCUUCUCAUUAUGAUUAUAGAGACUUUAAUUCAAGGCAUCAGACAGGAUCCGCACGUCUCCCUUGAAGAUCGUCUCUUCUGAACAUAAGACGCUGCAGAUACUUUUAUUUAUCACAAACCCUAGACCAGCGUUUCCCAUCUUGACGUCUAUUUUCGGUCUCAAAUCUUAAAAUCCAUUUUUCUAUAUGAGAAGUCGUCGAUAUCUCAGCGUCCCCCGGGUUCAGUAAACAUCGGUGUAAUUCUUUUCCUUUUCUUUGUCCUCCCCGGGGUAUAAAAUCCCUUGAGAUCUGAUCACAUCUGGUACAAGAUCUCUUUACUUCACACUUUGCGUCAUUAUUACACGGAUUGAAGACCCAGUUACACGCUCGUAAAUUCCCAUAUAUGUCGUGGAUUGGAAGGGAAAAGGUUCUUAAAUCUUAUAUUUACCAAUAAUAUUUUAUAUUUUUACAGUCCGUCCCUAUCAUAGUACGGAAUUGUUAUUUUUCUUCUAUCAGAUGGUUAUUUAGUAAUUUUGUUAUGAUUCAGAAGAGACCACGUGUCCCGUAUAGACGCUCACCCUGAAGACAUUAGACGGCGGUUUUGUGUUUCCGGAUUUACACACUUAUUAUAAAGCUUUUCCUUCGUCUGGAUUAUUAGAGCUCGUUCGCUCUUCUUUUUCUCAUCCUCCCCUUUAUAUUCCUCCUCAUGUGGAUAUGGAAUUCUCCUCAGUCCCUCCUUCUAUAGGGCCCAUUUUGUGGCCCCCGCACUCCUCCUUGGCCUCUCUAGUUCUUUCCUCUUUUAUAUAUAACUUUGUCGGUAUUACGAGACUGCUCUACGACUGAUUCUGAUUUCCCUUCUCCCCUAACCCCACUUUCUUUACUCCCUAUGGUUAUUACUAAACACAUUUUCCCUCUUCCCCUUUGUGGGAACGUUUACAUUCUUUUACGUUACGAGAUUUAUAUUCUUCUACUAAGACUUUGGCCAUAGAGGAAUCUCAGGCUUUCUGGGGUUUUAUAAGUAAAUUUCUCUUUACUCUCCAAUGUUUUAAGCGUUAUACUAACAUACGUUCCUGAAAUUGGUUAGAGAGAUGGUAUUUAUUUCCUAAAUAAUAAUACUAUCUAAGCUUUAUUCUUAUCUGAUUUCUUCUGCUCCUAAUAGUAACCAAAAUGCGUCUUAUACGAGAAGAGGAGCUGAAUAUCCAACUCUCUGAAGAACAGUGCGGAUUUAUCUCUAGCGCUCACGUGGCUGCUCCCCCUGUAUUCGUAUACAGGAAAGUUCAUAUAAGAUAUGUUGUCGAGGGUAUGGGACUCCUCCUCUCCUUUUGUCACAUGGUAUUAGAGAAUCUUCUCAAUGUUGGAGGUGUGGGAGUGAGUCAGGCCAUUAGCUAUCAGUCCUUUGAUAAAGCUGGGGAGCCGACGAAACAUCAUUGAACUGGAUACAUGGGAGUUUUAAUUGCAGCUCUUACAUUUAGCUUCUGAUUACUAAAUAUAUUGAGAGCUCCUGAACGGCCAUACAGAAUAAGCGCACAUUCCUUCUGAGUUUAUCAUAUUUCCAGCACACUGAUACGGAGCUAAACUGGAGCUGUAAUUAUAACAGUGGUGUGGUUCUGACACCUAGUGGUGAACAUUUCAUUUGGUUUUUGAUUUCUUUUGAUAUUAUAAUAGUGACCAAUAAAAGUUACAUUUUAAAGGGAAGGUUCUUAGUUUAGGGUACCCCUUUAGUGGUUUUCCCCUAAAGUUGUUGAUAUAUUCCGAGUUAUCCGGGCACCUUCUGGGGUUUUGUUGUAUGUGGAUUGAGUCGGACACUCUUUUACAUAUUGCAAAAGAAAGACAUAGAAAAUCUAUGAAACAAUCUGGGGUCAGCUCACCGCCUGACGAUGUCUUCAGUAUAUGGAUGGAUAGGACACUUGCUUCACAUUUGGAAGCUCGGCAAAUGAAAGAAGCUGGUAAAUUCUAUUAUCCCAUUCUCUAAGAUGGUGUAUAAAACAGGAAAUGCUAAAUUUGAGGGAGUGUGGGGCGCCUGGUGUUCCUCCCCCCUGACUCCCCAGAGUCAGUGCGUGGUUUAUCUGAUCCACAUAUGGUGAAUGUUGGUUCCUAGAUAUGUUCCUGUCUUAUGUGAUUGUGCUGACAUGAGGCAGUUCGUUCGGCGGCAGCUUUCCCAUUCCCUUUUUAUUACUUGCUUUUUCUUUUAAAUUCAUUUCUAAAUAGUGCUUAAUCAGUGCAGGCGUAAGAGGUGGGGGGGGGGGGCAAUCAGGACUACUUUUCUGUUUUCUGGCACCUCAGGGUGCGUGUUCUGUGUUAUUGUUCCUUUUAUCAGCUCGAUCCUGACUGUAUGUGAUGUCUCCCUCACCCUGACUGCUGCCCUUGUAUGUUCCUGUAUUUUUGCCGGUCUUACUAGCUUGUAAUGCCGAUGGUCUUUUAUCUUUCAAUAAAACCAAUUUGCCCUAAUUACCA